AUGUCACUGGCAGAGUUGGAUUCAAAUGUCAUUUCAAACAUGUUCUCGUUCGGAUUAUGGUCGGCUCUCGAUAUUGAAUCGUUGAAGUAUACAUGUAAAAGUUUUUAUCACUUGUUGAGUGGAGGCGGCGGCGGCUUCAUUUCACAACAACCACAAGAAACGUUUCACAACACAGCCUCACGAUCGCAACCACAAAUUCAUCUUUCCGAUUCAUUACGAAAUCAAUUGGAAUCUCUCUAUUUACCUCGAGUAGUAAUUCAAAUUGGAGUCAAUGUUAAUUUUUCAUCAGAACAAGAACAAGAACAACCCUAUUCUCCUUUAAUUUGUGAAAUUCAGAAAAUAUUUCAAAACAAGUGUCGAAAAAUUUCUUCACAAGAAAUUGAAAUUGAAAUUCAAUGGCCAACAAAUCCCGGGAUCCUAUGCAACGAAAAUACUGAAUGGUGUAAAAUUUGGAAAUAUUUAGAUAGUGCUCACAUGGAAUCGGAUAAAAAUGGAAAUCGAGAAAUACUGACCGAGUUUUUGCACACUCAUUUUUCAACAACAACAACAACAACACGUGAUGAAAUCAUGAGGCGGGAGGAAGAGUUAUUGAGAUCUCUUGAUGAUGACCAUGAGAAUACAGAAUCUCUUGAUCAUGAGAAUAUAAAAGAUGGAAAGAUGAAGAAAUUCACACGAGAAUAUUUUUCACUUCAUGAAGAAACUCAAUUAAGAAAUGUUAAUCAUGAAAAAGAAACAUCCGAAUCGCAACAGAAGAUGGAACAAGAAUCUUAUCUUUCGAUUCAUGAAUUACUCUAUUCAUGGAAGACAAAGUUUUCCAAAAAUGGAGAAUUUUCAAAGCUCAUCGAUUCCAAGUGGAAUUUCAAUGCUUGUCGAUUAUUGGACAAGUUCAUACUUCAUAUUUAUUUCGUUCCAUGUGAGAGUGAUCGAUCGAUUCAAUAUUCGACUCAACAAUUGGAAGACAGUAUUUCUGCAUCAAUGUCACAUCCAAAAAGGAAAACAUUUCAAAAAGUGAAAAAUUUCAUCAAACCCUAUGGAAAGAUUUAUGAUCGAAAUGGUUUCGACAAGUAUUGUUUUUUACGAUUUGAUGAAUGGCCAACUAGUCAUGCUGAAUUGAAGUAUUCCGUAUUUGUCAAAAUAUUAUUAUAUUACCUUUUUAAAGAUUUCCUUAUUGAGAAGAUAGAAAAACAAUGUAUCAUGAAUUUGAAACAAGUUUAUGAUGCAGAGAGUAUCAACUAUUUAAAAACACUCCUUGAGGAAGAAAAUCGUCAACUCACAAAUUCACAAGCUGGUUCUGAAGAGACAGUUGAACUUUCUGUCACUCGUCAAUCACUUCGAAAUUUUCUACUACUCGAAAAGAAUGUCAUUAAGGCCUAUCAGCAUGCUGUAUUGAAGUUGUGUGAUUCUGCCAGUAGCAAUGACACAAAUGCAUUCUCAAAAAUGUUAUCUAUAGUUCCAAGUUCCAAACAUCCCUCACGUUAUUUACCAGUUCUUUACAUACAGGAACAUUUGACAUUCAUGUCAUUGGAGAAUAUGAAUGACAGAAUGAGAAUUGCAUUUUUACAAAUGUAUUUGAAAUGCAUAUUUGCAUCUGAAUUGAAAAUAUCAGAUUCCAUGAGAAGACACUAUGAAGAACAAAUUGGAAUGAAAUCUCGAAACGGUAUUUCAUGCAGCACUGAGAAUUCCAUCCACUCAUUGACGACCUUAACAUUUACUUUUGAAACUCUUGAAUUUGAUCGAACCAUCACCAAGAUGAAACACAAUAUUGUGAAAUUCCCCACGUUUCCAAGUACGAGUUUGGCAAAUCUCACACACCACCGUCCUGCUCAUUUACGACUCUUUGAAGAGACAUCAGUUCUAGGACGAGCCGAUCGAUUUGUACUCGAGAAGAUUUGCCCUGUCCAGUGGUUGUGUUGUUGCAAUGCUUCCAUGAUUGCAUGUUGUUGUUGCACAACGUGGUGGUGUGGAUGUUAUCGACCAGCGGAUUGUCCAGAUUUUAUGCAGUGGUUAGGAUUUCCAUCGUGGUUAUACUAUUUUAUUUGCGACAAACAUCGAUGGUUACCUUCCUUCGACUGUGGUUUGUGUUGUGACGUCUUGUGUUGCAAUUCAGCAGAAGAGUUUAGUUCCUUUCGAGUGUAUAAGGAUGCAACUGUGAAUGAUGAUUUUUAG
Molecule: messenger RNA, 2166 nt
Organism: Naegleria lovaniensis
Lineage: Eukaryota; Heterolobosea; Eutetramitea; Acrasida; Naegleriidae
Exons: 1
Coding region: 1-2166 (721 amino acids)
Source: RefSeq, a predicted model, not a curated record